Molecule: messenger RNA, 1701 nt
Organism: Leptosomus discolor (cuckoo roller)
Lineage: Eukaryota; Metazoa; Chordata; Aves; Leptosomiformes; Leptosomidae
Source: RefSeq, a predicted model, not a curated record
AUGCUGGAGAAGCUUUUACAGCAGUAUGAAAAGGAGGAAACAGUAGCUAAGAAGAGUAAUAGAAGAGUGAAGAAGCUGAUCAAGGGAUGGGGGAUACAGGUCUCCAAGUUAGCUGAUGUCAUGGUUAGACAUGGUGUGAAGAAAGGAGAUCGUGUGGUCAUCUACAUGCCCAUGAUUCCACAGACAAUGUACUGUAUGCUGGCUUGUGCAAGAAUAGGAGCCAUCCAUAGCCUGAUUUUUGGUGGAUUUGCGUCUAAAGAGCUUUCUGUUCGCAUUGAUCACGCAAAGCCCAAACUUAUUGCAACAGCAAGUUUUGGAGUAGAACCGAAAAGGAAAGUGGAAUACAUAUCCCUCCUGGAAGGAGCACUGGCAAGGGUGCAGAGCAAACCUGAUAAAGUUCUCAUUUACAAGCGACCUAAUUUGGGCCAUGUUCCUCUUGUCCCAGGUCGCGAUCUUGACUGGGAAGAAGAGCUUGCAAAAGCACAGUGUUACAAAUGUGUCCCUGUUUCAUCAGACCAUCCACUUUAUAUUCUCUAUACGUCUGGAACAACAGGCUUGCCCAAGGGUGUUGUCAGACCAACAGGUGGCUAUGCAGUUAUGCUGAACUGGACAAUGUCAGCUGUAUAUGGGCUCAAACCUGGUGAGGUGUGGUGGGCAGCUUCUGAUUUAGGCUGGGUUGUUGGUCAUUCCUACAUCUGUUAUGGGCCUCUCCUUCAUGGAAAUACCACAGUUUUGUAUGAGGGGAAGCCUGUGGGAACGCCAGAUGCUGGUGCCUAUUUCCGUGUGCUAGCAGAGCAUGAAGUAGCUGCCUUCUUUACUUCACCAACUGCAAUUAGAGCAAUCCGUCAGCAGGACCCUGAGGCAGUCUUGGGAAAGCAGUACUCUCUGAAAAGGUUCAGAAUGUUAUUUGUAGCUGGUGAGCGCUGUGAUGUGGACACGCUACAAUGGGCAAAGAAGGUCUUCAAGGUACCCGUCUUGGACCACUGGUGGCAAACUGAAUCUGGUUCUGCAAUUACUGCUUCCUGUAUUGGUUUGGGGAACUCUACAACACCUCCACCCGGACAGGCAGGAAAACCAGUGCCAGGAUACAAUGUGAUGAUUCUGGAUGAAAAUAAGGAACCAGUGAAGGCGAAGACUUUGGGAAAUAUUGUGGUAAAGUUGCCUUUGCCUCCCGGAGCAUUCUCAGGUCUUUGGGAAAAUCAGGAAACAUUCCAGAAGUUAUAUUUCCAGAAAUUUCCAGGAUAUUAUGAUACUAUGGAUGCAGGUUAUAUGGAUGAAGAUGGCUAUUUAUACGUCAUGUCUCGAGCUGAUGAUGUGAUCAACGUUGCUGGACACAGAAUUUACAUAGCAAUUGAAGAGUGUGUUCUCUUCCAUCACGCUGUGGCAGAUUGUGCUGUUGUGGGCCAGGAGGAUCCUUUAAAAGGACAUGUUCCAUUUGUGCUGUGUGUACUGAGAGAAGGUAUAAAGAUGGAAGAGGAGAAGAUUUUGGAAGAGAUUGUUGAGCAAGUUCGAACUAACAUUGGUCCAGUAGCAGCUUUCCAGAAUGGUGUUUUUGUGAAACAGCUACCGAAAACACGCUCUGGCAAGAUACCACGUUCAGCUCUUUCUGCACUUGUCAGUGGAAAGCCAUAUAAGAUAACACCGACCAUUGAAGAUGCUAGUGUGUUUAAACACAUUGAAGAAGUGCUAAAGAAAAAUUAG